Messenger RNA from Kazachstania africana CBS 2517, 657 nucleotides. RefSeq lists its product as uncharacterized. Gene Ontology annotation, molecular function: GTPase activator activity. NCBI's taxonomy places the organism in Eukaryota, Fungi, Ascomycota, Saccharomycetes, Saccharomycetales, Saccharomycetaceae. Gene Ontology annotation, biological process: endoplasmic reticulum to Golgi vesicle-mediated transport; intra-Golgi vesicle-mediated transport; endocytosis. The coding region runs from base 1 to 657 and encodes 218 amino acids. The transcript has a single exon. Gene Ontology annotation, cellular component: Golgi apparatus. The record is from RefSeq and is a predicted model, not a curated record.
AUGACUAGUACGCCAAUCGAAGUCACCAAAAAGUUGAAACAGUUGCUUCGUGAUCCUAAGAAUCAAGUAUGUGCAGAUUGUAAGUUAAGUUCGCAUCCACGCUGGUCUUCGUGGUCGCUUGGCUUGAUGAUAUGUAUUAAGUGUGCUGGUAUUCACAGGUCCCUGGGGACACAUAUUUCGAAAGUUAAAUCAGUAGACCUUGAUUCAUGGAAUGAUGAAAAUUUAGACAAAUUGAUCCAGUUUCGAAAUAAUUCCAAUGCUAAUCUAUUCUACGAAUGCAACUUACCUGUCCAACCCACGGGGCUGGAUGAUUCUGCCACAUUAGCAGAAUUUAUCAGGGAUAAAUAUGUCUUGAAAAAAUGGGUUGGUGAUCAAAUCAUAAUAUCAACAGAAGAAUCAGUACAUACUGAUAUUACGGGGGAAACAGUAGCUGAAUCUGAAAUUCCAAUUAAAACACGUGUAAUUACUCCCGUUUUGACUGAUAAAAACAAAAGCUUAUUAAACAUUAAACCCUUUCCCAAGAACAUUAUUAAUCAUUCAUCAGAAAUUUCUUAUGACGUUAAGAAGUCUGAAUAUAUAAGAGAACAUUCCAGUUACUGUGUCUUCCCAAACAGUAAGAAAAGGUCAAUUUAUGAACUAUAUAAAGAAGUAAAAUAA